This is a messenger RNA of Tripterygium wilfordii, 2450 nucleotides long. RefSeq names its product transcription factor E2FB-like. Gene Ontology annotation, cellular component: RNA polymerase II transcription regulator complex. Bases 615 to 1997 code for a protein of 460 amino acids. The record is from RefSeq and is a predicted model, not a curated record. Gene Ontology annotation, biological process: regulation of transcription by RNA polymerase II. Gene Ontology annotation, molecular function: protein dimerization activity; DNA-binding transcription factor activity, RNA polymerase II-specific; RNA polymerase II cis-regulatory region sequence-specific DNA binding. NCBI's taxonomy places the organism in Eukaryota, Viridiplantae, Streptophyta, Magnoliopsida, Celastrales, Celastraceae. The transcript is spliced from 14 exons.
AGUGGGGAAAGCAAAUGCGCGCCAAAUAAUCGGCACUAUCUACUCUUCCCAAACGGCACACGUCGCCGAUUCGAAGCCAUUUUCUCGUCCAUAUCAACAAAACCCGACCAAUCGAAUCACGGUUGGUGAAAGAAAUCGGAGUCGUAUCAACACCACCUCCAUAAUUUCAGAUGAAAAGCCAGCAAUCGCAUUUACCGUCCAUUGUGGUUUUGAUUUAAUAUUCCCUUAGAAGAAACUAAUGCAACUGGAGAACUUUUCUCGAUGAUGAAUUUUUCACUCCAAUCCAGCGGAUAUAAAUUAUAAUUUUAUCUGGCUUCACAAUCACAUGGUUUUUGUAUUAUUUUAUUGGCUAAAAAUGUAAUUAUUUAAUAAGUGUUUGUGCUCACUGCUUCCCUCCACAUCUGUAUCCGAACCAAAUUCCCUCCUUGCCUGCCCUUCCCUCGUUUUCUUCAUUUUCUCCCGCUUUUUUUAAUUUUUCUUUCUCGUCGAACAUCAGAUCUCACAUCUAUGGUUUCCUACCACCUAGAUUCCCUCCGGAUUCUAUAAAGUUCUAUUUUCCUCGGAGUUAUCCAAGCAUCAGAGAAGCCCAUCGUAGGGGGCAUAUUGAUUCCUCGAUGUCGGAUUCGCAGCCGUCUAACCCGCCUAAGCAGACUCAGCAGCAGCAGACCUUGAAGCGCCAGUUCCCUUUCUCUUCUAUGAAGCCGCCGUUUGUAGCUCCCGGGGACUAUCACAGGUUCGGCUCAGACCCCCGCCGCCUCGAUCAAGAACCGGAGGGGAUCGUGGUCAAAUCUUCACCAUUGAAGCGAAAGAAUGAUGCAGCAGAUCAUGAUGGCAAGUCAAGUGAAUGUGCUGUUGGUUCCGGAUACACAGAAAUAGCGAACAGCCACAUCCAGACCCCCAUAUCAGGAAAAGGGGCAAAGACACCGAAGACCUCAAGGCUUACAAAGUCAAAUAAAUUUGGACCUCAACAAGACAUAUCGAAUCUUGGAUCUCCUGGCAAUAAUCUUACUCCUGCUGGCCCUUGUCGCUAUGAUAGCUCCUUGGGUCUCUUAACAAAAAAGUUCAUCAAUUUGAUUAAACAUGCUGAAGAUGGCAUUCUUGAUCUAAACAAAGCUGCUGACACUUUGGAGGUGCAAAAGAGGCGGAUAUAUGACAUAACCAAUGUCCUUGAAGGAAUUGGUUUAAUAGAGAAGAAAUUAAAGAACAGAAUUCAGUGGAAGGGACUUGACGUGUCAAGGCCCGGGGAGGCUGAUGAAAAUGUUUCUACUUUACAGGCAGAAGUUGAAAACCUUUCCAUUGAGGAGUGCAGAUUAAAUGAACAAAUAAGAGAAAUGCAAGACAGAUUGAGGGACCUGAGUGAAGAUGAAAAUAAUCAAAAGUGGCUUUUUGUCACUGAAGAUGACAUCAAAAGCUUACCAUGCUUCCAGAAUGAAACUUUGAUAGCUAUUAAAGCUCCGCAUGGGACCACUCUUGAAGUCCCAGACCCUGAUGAGGUGGUUGACUACACACAGAGGAGGUACAGAAUUGUUCUCAGAAGUACGAUGGGACCCAUAGACGUUUAUCUUGUCAGUCAAUUUGAAGAGAAAAUUGAGGAGAUUAAUGGCGUUGAGCCAACUUCAAAUAUCCCCUCAAGUUAUGGCUUUAAUGAGAACUCGGUAACUGCAAAGGCCACAGAGGAGAGUGAAGAGGAGAUAGGACUGCAACAGCAAGAUAGUCAUCCAAUGUGCUCAGAUCCUAAUUUGUCACAGGACUUUGUCAGUGGAAUCAUGAAAAUUGUUCCCACAGAUGUCGAUAGCGAUGCAGAUUACUGGCUUUUAACCGAUACUGAUGCUAGCAUCACAGACAUGUGGCAGACAGAACCUGGUGUUGAAUGGAAUGAAUUGGCUUCUCUUCAUGAAGACUAUGCCAUGGCUAAUAUUGUCACAACACAACCUGGGACGCCACCAAUCACUCAACCUGAAGUCCCUACUGCUGCUGCUAACUCCAGUGGGAGAUGAAAGUACAGUGAUGAAUCAAAUCAAAGAUGCAUUGCAUGUUCUUGUUUGAGAACUUACAGCAUCCAACCUCCCGCUGUUGUUGCUGCUUAUAAAGGUAGGAUUGAAGGAUUCUCGGAAGCUGCCUGCUAAAUGCUCAAUGAAUGAGGACCUGAAGAAUCCGUUGGUUGUACAGUCAAGAGACAUACACGAGCCAUCUAGUAGUAAAUAGAGGUUACCAUAAAAUUUUUGUUUUCAGUACAUCCCUGUGUAUUAUUUUUAUUUUGUUGCAUUGUUGUAACACUACCUUCAAAACUGGUUAGGUGACUUAUACAAGUAGUCAGUAAAGUAAUGUAAGUCGCUGAUGCAGAUUGAGCUAGGAUUACAGAUCCCAGCUUCUGUGCUGUUUGAUCAGUUUGUAAUGAGAUAUUUUGAUGAGGACUUGCAUAUGUAAAUUAUGUGCACGGGUUGGGGUUA